Molecule: messenger RNA, 1737 nt
Organism: Calliphora vicina (urban bluebottle blowfly)
Lineage: Eukaryota; Metazoa; Arthropoda; Insecta; Diptera; Calliphoridae
Gene: Sou
Product: Souji
Exons: 3
Coding region: 224-1525 (433 amino acids)
Biological process (GO): proteasome-mediated ubiquitin-dependent protein catabolic process
Cellular component (GO): nucleus; GID complex; cytoplasm
Molecular function (GO): protein binding; ubiquitin protein ligase activity
Source: RefSeq, a predicted model, not a curated record
AGACUUGUUUUUAAAGAAAACUAAUUUUUAAUUUAUUGCUCCUAAAAAUAAAACAUUUUGUUAAAAACAAACAAUAAAAAAAAUAAAACAAAAAUCGAGUUAUACCAAAAGAAAAAUAAAAGCAAUAAUAGAAAAGCUUAAAGUCGUGUAAAUAAGAUAUUUAAUAAAAACGCGUAGAAAAUUUACCCAAUAAAACGAUUUGUAACAAGUGCAAACAUCGAUAAUGGCCUCGUCUGAAUUGGAGCCUAUAAUAGCUGUAGAAAAAGAAUUGGAUCGUGUUAUAAGUAAAUUUACAGAAAUACAAGAGAAUGCAGCAGCCGAAAUUGGCGAUGUGGCUUCUUUGCUGGAGGAAUUAAUGCAAGUCCUGGGCAAGGCUGAACAGGAAAUGACGGGAACUAUUAAUACAGGCACCCAGGUUGAUACAGAUGACCCCAUGGCCGAUGAAGCCGAAAUGCAAGUUGAAAUGGAACCAUCUCCCCCACGUUUGACGGACAGCCAAAUAGCCAUUAUCACUGAGGCCUUGCAAAAGACCAAUGAAAAACUACAGCGUUUAUCCAGUGAACAUCGCGAUCUGCAUGGUGCCGUCUCCAAGGUGGGCAAAGUUAUUGACCGCAAUUUUGUUUCCGACUUUACGGCCACCACACGCACUGAUGCUCUGCAGGAUGAAGAAAAUAUGAUGUUGUUGAACAAGGUCAUUGCCAAACAUUAUUGCCGCCAAGGCAUGGAUGAUGUUGCUCAAUUAUUGAUUAAGGAAUCCAAAAUGCCCGAAGAUAUGGCUCAAGAAGUUUUCGAUUCAGAACGUAGUUUUGCCGAAAUCUAUCGCAUUUGGAAGGCCAUACAACAGCAUGACCUCAAGCCGGCCUUAGAAUGGACUUCCCGCUAUUCGAGUGAAUUGAUUUCGAAAAAUUCUUCGUUGGAAUUUAAAUUACAUCGUUUGGCAUUUUUGCAAAUUAUUUCGAAAGGCAUUUCGGCUCAGGCCGAGGCCAUUGCUUAUGCACGCAAUAAUUUCCAUAAAUUCAUUGAUAGAUUCGAACAUGAAAUACCCAAUUUGAUGGGUUGUUUUAUCUAUUUGCCUUUGGGCAUUGAGAAUUCUCCCUAUAAACAUUUGAUUUCAAAUGAAACUUGGACUGAGGCUUCGUAUGUGUUUCUCAAGGAUGCCUGUCAUACGUUGGGCAUUAGUAAGAAUUCGGCUUUGUCGGUGGUUAUAAAUGCUGGAUGUACUGCUUUGCCGGCAUUGUUGAAUAUAAAACAGGUCAUGCAAUCCCGUCAAGUCUUGAACAUUUGGAGUGGCCGUGAUGAACUGCCCAUUGAAAUCGAUUUGGAUCCUGAAUAUCGCUAUCAUUCUAUAUUUGCAUGUCCCAUUUUAAGGCAGCAGUCCACAGAAGAUAAUCCUCCCAAAAAACUAGCAUGUGGUCAUGUGAUUUCCAAUGAUGCUUUACAUAAACUAAGUAAUGGUCAUAUAUUAAAGUGCCCCUAUUGUCCCGUCGAACAAACUGCCGACGAGGCUGUAAGGAUUUAUUUUUAAAAACAAAUUUGGCAUACCCAGAGAUUUUUAGAGGUACCUAGUUUUAAUGAUAUAAAGGAAAUAUACAAAAUAAAAAGGUCAGCUGGAGUUUAAAAAGAAAACUGAUGUGAGCAGAAGACUUUGAAAAUUGAUUUAUAAAACAGCAAUGAAAACAAAUAUUUAACAAAAUAAAGCCAAUUUUAAAUAUAUGUAUAUUAAACACACAUUAAAAA